Messenger RNA from Aethina tumida (small hive beetle), 7722 nucleotides. RefSeq names its product cardiomyopathy-associated protein 5-like. The coding region runs from base 253 to 6921 and encodes 2222 amino acids. Gene Ontology annotation, cellular component: plasma membrane. Gene Ontology annotation, biological process: proteolysis. The record is from RefSeq and is a predicted model, not a curated record. Gene Ontology annotation, molecular function: serine-type endopeptidase activity; protein binding. Lineage: Eukaryota; Metazoa; Arthropoda; Insecta; Coleoptera; Nitidulidae. The transcript is spliced from 15 exons.
UCGGCAACCGCAUAGUACGCACAACGCAGACCGAACACACGUUGGUACCGGCGCGGAACCUUGGAACACUCCAAAAUACCGAACAGUGCCCUGCGCGAGUGACUGUGUGUGGAUCUAUUGUUGAUGAUAGAUUCCUCAGUCCCACCCCCGACGAAUUUGUGCCCAGGAACUAUUUUUGUGAAUGAGUGUAAUAUGAUACAGUGCACAUUGGAAUAAAUUGGAGAAUCGGGAUAACAGCAAACAAAAUCAGACAUGGACGCAGACAGUAGUUACGGUGGGAGCGACACAGCUCAGGACUCCCACUCAGGUCACGAGACCAACUCAUCGUUGGAGACGACCCUGCCCCACAACGAAAUAGAAGUCACAACCGCCACACACCACAUGGCCACCCCCACGCAAGAACAGGAGCCCCAACAGUUCUACCACAAGAACGAAGUCACCCUACCCAUCAAUUUCGACGAAACUGAUGACGUGCAAGUUACUAAGUCGAAAGAACCCCAUUAUUUGUCCACGGCGAACCUGAACAUCAACGAGACGCUAGAGCAUCACAGCAACUUGGAGGAGAUGAGCAAGAACUACAAGUCCACCAACUAUCUCAACAUGGACGAUCCCCCGACUGGUAAAGACGUGGUCGUUGGCGUGGACAAUCCGGCCUUCCAGGAGGACGAACCCAACAACGACAACAGGAAGAGCACCUUCGACAACAAGAAACCCUACAACGGGGACCUUAAGAAAAACUACCCGGAACUGAACAUGUCGUCACCAACGAAACCUCCGGCGGAGGAGCCGAUGGCGGAGGCUGUGAACUUGGAGUUGAUUAACCUGAGACCUGGAGCGGGCCAAGAUGUCACGGGUCCAUUCAUCAUGACCAACGGUACUAAUGGUACUAAUGGUACCACCGGAAUACCAGUUAAAAAAGAUAACGACGAACCUGGUAAUCCCUAUGAUGAAUACUUUGUGCCCGUCAACGAACACAAGAAAUACAUGAGGGGCGAAAAACUGUAUUUGACCAUGGACAAAAGGAACAAGAAGUCUCGAAGCAAAUGUCUCUGUUGGGGACUGUGCAUUUGUAUAAUCGCUGCAGCCAUAAUUGUGGCCAUCUGCGCAGCAGUUGGAUUAUUCAGCAAUCAAACUGCGGAACCAAUAACUGGAAGAAAUUUCCCAAAUGACGUUGGACGAGUUGUAGGAGAAAGAAAAACACCAUCACCACCUAGCAGUACUAUUUCAAGCAUACCACCAUCUACGGAAACCUCAAUGAUCAAAGUGCCGAGAGUUUUGGAAUCACAAUUUAUAAUAGACAAUCACCAAUUUGAUCCUUCCCUAAGUUACCAUGACAGCCCCGAAUUCAAAGAUAUGGCUAAACAACUCGAAGAACAAAUCAAAGAAAUGUUGCUAGCUGAUCCUUCACUGAAAAGUAAAAACUUCAAAGUUAAAGUCAUGGAUUUUGGACCUGGAAGUAUAGUUGUUAGAUACCGCAUAACUUGGGAGGCAGAUGACAACACUGAAGACAUUUUAGACCCCAAAUCGUUGAACGAAUUGGUACGCACCAAACUUGGCAACAGCGAAAGCAGCAUGGACAACUUCCAUAUUCCAGAAAGCACUGUAACAUCGAACCAUGUCGUAGAUUUGUGUAAAAUCGAUAACAAUAACUGUGAACAUGAAUGCCAGUUUGACUACACCAUUGUUGAUUUCAUUUGUACUUGCCCACAAGGUGCAGUUCUGAAAGAAGACGGAAAACAUUGUCAACUUGAAGAUGCGUUUACUUCUCACAUUGUCCACACACACGAAAGUUUUGAAAACGAUCAUUCCCAAGCCGAACCAGAACCAACUUCUCUACCUGAACCUGCCCCAUCUCCAGAACCAGAACCGGCUGCCGAACCUGAACCGACUGCUGAGCCAGAACCUGAACCCUCUGCCGAACCAGAGCCAUCAGCAGAACCCGAACCAUCUGUACAACCGGAGCCAUCCGCAGAACCAGAGCCAUCCGCAGAACCAGAGCCAUCCGCAGAACCAGAGCCAUCUGCAGAGCCAGAACCAUCUGCUGAACCAGAACCAUCUGCUGAACCUGAACCAUCUGCUGAACCUGAACCGUCCGCCGAACCUGAACCAUCCGCUGAGCCUGAACCUACAAUACAACCUGAACACACCCACGAAGAUAUCCACGAAACGGAACUUCCACCUCUUGAAGAACUAGUACCAGCGCCUGAACCCACUGCUGAGCCUGAACCAACGGCCGAACCGGAACCAACAGCGGAACCUGAACCAACGGCGGAACCGGAACCAAAAUCGGAACCAGAACCAACGGCUGAACCUGAACCUAAAUCUGAACCAGAACCAACAUCUGAACCUGAAACCCACACUUUAGCAAGUGGAAUUGUAAAUGGACAUGAAGUCGAAGAAACACCCACAACAACUCCAGUAAUAAACGAAACUGAAAGAGUUCACAUUCCUUUAGCUGAGAUUCACCAUAUACCUACAACUAUGAUUCCUGAGACUACAACCACGCACGAUCAUGAAUCCAUAACUAUGGUGAUGACAGACAUAGAAAAAUCCAAGAUAGAAGAAGGAAAUAAUUCCGAAAGCAUGAUUCAUGAACCGACUGAUGAAAACAAUCAAGAAGCCACUACCACUCCAAAAAUACAAGAAAAUAAUGAAGCACAUAUAACGAUGAGCUCAGUUGAAGAAGUUGAAGAACAUAACGAAGCAAGGGGGCAUGAUGUUUUCAUACCCGUUGCAGUUGGAGUCGAAACAACAACCCAAAAAAUUAUGGAAGAAGACAAGUCUGUAAUUGACACAGAACAUCCAAUGAUGGAAGCAGUAACAGAAAAUGUCGAGGUUACCGUUAUGAAUAACAAGGAAGAGUCGGAACAGACUAUAACACCCCAUGACGGAAUAUUUGUACCAGUAGCUAUUCUGCAUGAAACUACAACUCAGAAACAGGAGGAACAUAAAACUGAAAUGCCAGAGGAUUCCCUCAUGAAAUUAAAGGAAUCUAAUACCGAAAUGCCGCUAGAAGAAGGAAGAAGUCACGGUUUUGCAGCAGUAGAAGUUGUUGCCGAAACAACUACUCACAAGAGUGUUGAAGAGAGUAACACUUCCGUUCCUGUCGUUACAGAGCACGAAACAACUCAAAAUAUAGAAGAAAGUUCAAUGAAUGAUGACCAUGAAAUGACAACUCAUAAAAUAAUGGAUCACACCAACAUAUUACUUCCAGUCAAUGUUGGACAUGAUUCAACUACUCAAAACGUGUUAGAUGAAACCAACACUCUUGUCCCAGAAAUUGUAGAACAUGAAAAUUCAAGCCAUACAUUGAUUGAAGAAACAGCAACAGAAGUAUCAAAAGUUGAGGAGACAAAAACAGACGCACCAGAACAUGAAGGCCAUGAUGUAUUGGUUCCAGUUGUAAGUCAAGAGGAUUCUGAAACACACACCACGACUGUUAGAAUUACUACUACUACUCCAGAAAUUGUUACAAUCGCUCUCUCCAUAAACAGCUUACCUGACAUACAAUCAAACGCAACUUCCUCUGAAGGAAAAAUUUAUGAAAUUACUUCACAACCUACAAUAGUAAGUCACGAAGAACAUGGUCAAGUAGUAAACGGUUCACACGGAUUUUAUGAAACGGAACAUCCAAAUACUGUUGAUAUGAGUCCAUUCUUACCAUACAUUGAGACUGAUAAUACUCUUCAUACAGAUGAACAUUUUGAUGAUCAUAGAUUUAUGGUACACAAUGAUAAUGAAACUGAAAAUGACGCAGAAGUAAAACCGCCACGUUUGGACAAUGAUCAAAUCAAUGUCACAAACCCACAAGAUCCGGAGCCUACUGAUACAACCGUUUUAGAAGUAAUUCCUCUAACACAAACUGAUGAAAAGAGUGAGAAAGUUGAUGAAAUGAAACAAGAAAUUACUACAACACCAAAUGAAAUGCUUGAGAAAGAAGUUGGUACAGAAACACAAAAUGACAUCAAGAGUGAACAAGUCGUAGAAGUAAAACAGGAAAUUACUACGUUACCAAAUAUGAUGGUUCAGAAAGAUAUAUCUACUGAAACGAUUACUACUAUGCUCCCACCAAAAAUGGAAACUGAAACGAUUUCAUCCAAUCAAGAAAAAACAGAUAAUGUAACUCAUUCUGAAGAUAAUGAAGUUAAUUUAUCUAGUGAAGAAAGUACUACAGUGGCCACUGUUCAGAAAGAUGAUACGCCAAUAGAAAAUAGAGAAACUGAAGAUGAGAUAACUCUUGCUCCUGAGAUCAUCAAUAACGUACACAGCAAUAUCAAUUUUGAACAGGCAAUUUUAAAAUCUGAAAAAACUACUACAACGCCUCUUCCAGUAACUACCACACCAGAGUCUGCUCACCCAGCUAAUUCCGUAAACAAUUUUAAAGACAUUAGUUCCAGCACUGAAGAUUUGAUAGCCUUAGAAACUACAACAAAUGGGCAGAAAAUUGCUCAAGAACAUACUCAAACUGUUUCAGAAAUAAACACUGAACCAAACGAACUUAUUGGAACUACAAUCCAUGCAGAAAUUUUACACACAGUCACUGAAAUUGUUCAUGUUAUGAAUGAAACAGAAGCACAACCAACUACUAUGGCGCCCGUUGAAACAACAAUGCCGCCAAUGGAGUUAUCAUCGAUUGAAAGUGUCGUAUCAUCAUCAUCCGAAGCUUCAACUGAAACAAAUUCAAAUGAAACUAUGUCUUCAUCUACUGAGUUGGCCUCAUCAACACAAGAAGCACAACAUGAAUACAAGGUUAAUGAAGCUGUGACUGAUAUUACUACAACUGAAAAAUUCUUUGUACCAACCAAAUCCACCACAGAAGCUGCCGAUUUGGAAUUAUCUAACGAACAAGAUUUAACAGUUGAACCAUUGCAUAAAGACAAUCUUCUACACAAUGAAGAACAUUUUAAUCAAUUAGACUCAGCUGAUUCUAAUAAUUUUAAUGACAUUUCUGAUGAAGAAAAGAGUGUGCUAGACAAAUUCCAUCACAAUGACUUACAUAAUUUAGACACCACUGAUGUUUCAAAAGAAGCAACAAUUGAACCGGUUACUGAUUUGCCAGAACCUUCGGAAGACAAAUACGAAAAAUACAAUAAGAAAAGUUAUUUGGAGGACAAAAAUAAAUAUUUUGAAAAGAAACUUAAACUCGAUAAGGAGAUCGUUGUAACAACAGAUGAAAUUCCUACAACGAUUAAAUCUUCUGAGGUAAAACCUGUUACGGAAGAUUAUACAUUACAGAGUUUCUCACGGUGUAACAACAAUGAAUUCCAAUGUAUUAAUGGAACGUCCACUAAAGAUGGCAGUUAUUGUAUUCCAAUUUUGGAUGUGUGCGAUUCGGUUGACGAUUGCACGGACGGAUCUGAUGAACUCAAUUGCAAGGAAAAAGGGUGUCCCAACAACUUCCAAUGUGCAAGCGGACAGUGUUUGAAGAGACAUUUAGUCUGUGAUGGAGUCAUUAACUGCAACGAUGGAACUGAUGAAGCUAAUUGCGAUGAAUGGAAAUGUAACGACGAUGAAAUAUCAUGUGGAGAAAAGAAUCGUUGCAUUCCAUCCGCAUGGAAAUGCGACGGCAAAUCUCAAUGUCCAAACGGUAUUGAUGAAGUUAAUUGCACCUGUUCCGAAGAUCAAUUUAACUGUCCGGCAAGCAACAAAUGCAUUUCAGUUACAUGGCUAUGUGAUGGCGAAAAAGACUGUCAACAUGGAGAAGAUGAAAUGAAAUGCGAUUGUGGAGAAAACGAAUUCAAAUGUGCUACAGUUGCAGGAUGUGUUUUACAUGACCAAAGAUGUGAUGGUAUCUAUCAGUGUUCAGAUCGAUCGGAUGAAUGGGAUUGUCUUAGACUGGAGGACAUAGAUAGCAAACCAUUGCUUCAAGUACAAGCUAGCAAUAAUACUUGGUAUCCUGUGUGCUAUGACAACUGGAAUCGCACAUAUGCUGAUUUGACUUGUCAAACCCUUGGAUAUUCGGAGGCUUCCCUACUGGAAUCCGUUUCUAAACCUGUGGGAUUGGAUGUUAAUAGUUAUUACAAACUAAAAUCGCAAUUAACAUUUGGAUCACCUAUUUUAUCCCAACUAGAAAAGACCGAUAGUUGCGAAUCUUUAGUAUUACUCAACUGUCAAGAAUUUGGUUGUGGAACUCCAACAAGUGAGCCGCCAAUCGCCAGAAUCGUAGGUGGAAGCAAGGCAUCCGAUACACAAUGGUCUAGCCUUGCACUUUUAUACAACAAGAACCAAAACAUUCAAUGUACGGCAACGGUAUUAUCCCCAUUGUGGGCUGUUGCUAGUUACAGUUGUAUAACAACUAAAUCGUCUCCCAGUGGCUUAGUUCCAAGAGAAUGGGUUUUAUAUGCUGGCAGCACCAACUUCUUCAGUGGAGAUAAUUCAAGCACACAAACUAGAUUGGUGAAAGAAAUAAUAACGCACCCACAGACUAAAUUCAUUCAAACUCAAUACAAUAACGACAUAGUUCUAAUUCGUUUGAACGCUGCUUUGACUUUAAGCACAAAUGUAAGCGCAAUUUGUUUACCUGACAAGGAAAUCGAACCAAGACAACUUUGUGUAAUUGCUGGCUGGGGAACUAGUCAACCUGGAGAAUCUAACAAGCAACAGUACCUUCACUAUUUACCCAUUCCAUUGGUUGACCGCGAGGAAUGUAACUCCACCAAGCAUUACAAUGGCAUGCUCACCAAAGACAAAAUUUGUGCUGGUUACUCAGAUUCAGACAAAACACCUUGCUAUAACGAUGAAGGAGCUCCUUUAAUGUGCUUCGACGACGCGACAAACACGUGGGAACUUCAGGGAGUCCUUUCAAGUCACGAGAACUGCGGAAGGACGAAACACCCAGCAAUUUACACGGCGGUAACAGAGAAACUAAGGCAAUGGAUUCUCAACACAGUUGGCAGGAAGGCACUGACGCGAACUGUUUGAAUACGGAGGUAGCUGGAUAAAUCGCUGUGAUUUUUUGAUUGAUAAGCAAGUCGUUCCUUAAUAGUAGUAUUAUUGAUGGACAUUAAGAAUUAGGAUGAAGAUUAAGAACGACUUACUUUUGUAAAAAGAAAAUAGACUGUAUAUUUAAUUGUAUAUGAAUCCUAAAUCUAUUAUUUUGCCUUCAAUGUUCUUAUAAAUAAAUUAAAUCCUGAAUUUGUUGCAACCUGAUACGUUAAAAGUAAUGAUUGCAGAUCAGUCAAAAACUGUAAAGACUUUAACGGAUGAUAGAUAUUGAUUUUUUCAAAAAAAUUACUUGUAUAUUAGUCUUUUUAUGCCAUUCUUUGUAUUUAGCUCAAUUAUCUUUUAGAGUUUAGUAUUAAUAAGUACCAAUUAUUUUAAUUGUUAUAUGCGAUCUACCAGUUUGUUUAUUGUUUUUACUUCUUUAUUACAUAAUUAUAUAACAAAUGUUUUCUCCGUUCUGUUCUGGAUAGAUAGGGAAAACAAAUCAGCAACCCCUAUUUAAUAAUUUAUAUAUUUUUAGUUAUUAUUUAGUUCUCCACCAAUAUUCUGUAAAUAUUGUAUAUUUAAGAAAGAAUUUUAUUUGUAUGUAAACAGGCUAACGAAGGUCCAACCGUCUUUCAAAAAAAUGUCCUUCCAAAUUUUUUUGAAUCGCUAGUCAUAUAGCAAUUUAGUGCCAAUGCGCAAAACAAGACGGUACAGACCAUGUAAAUACUCCUUUUAUUUUUAUUAUAUUACUAUAAUGUGUAAUAAAAUUAUACUAUAUACAAAAAUAAAAAUUAA